UCUUGUUUUGUUUUCAUGUGUGUUUUGGGAAUAUUUUUCACGGGAAAUUCGAAUACGUAUACGAACGCAGACAAGCUCCUGGCCGCAGCCGAAGAACUCGCGCAGACGGGUGAGUGCGACGCUGACGAGAUUUACUCUGUGGCGCACGAGCUCGAGGCGCACGUGAGUGCGUUCGCGGCGCGCGUCGAGCAACGUCGGCGCCGUCUCGAUCUGGCAGUGCUCUUCUACACCCACGAAAAGGAAUUGGGCACCUGGGUCGAUGAAUUGCGCCAGGAACUACAGGGUGACGAGAGUGUCGCCGACGGUUUAGAAAAUAUCGAGAGGCUCCUUGAGCAGACUGCGCAACAUCGCGACCAAAGCCUGGACGCUUGCGCAUCGACCAUCGCGCAAGGCGAUACUUUACUGCAAGAAUUAAGGUCUGUUGGUGAAAUGGACACAACAGGCUCAGUAUCAGCAGUCGAAGCAGCUUUAGAUCGAUUAUCAAAACAAAGAAGUGAUUUGGAAGAACUUUGGGCAGCUAGGAAAUUAAGACUCGACCUAUGCUUAAGGCUACGUCUCUUUGAAAGAGAUGCGUUAGAAGUUUCCUCGCAGUUGGAAAUGUGGGCCGAAGAAUUGCAACACAGCGAGCUAACAAGGGACAUAGCAAAAGCGGAACAAUAUCUUCGUUUACACAACGAGAGCGUCAGUCAGAUGCAAAACACUACGUUCCAAAUCCUACAACAAGGCCAAGAACUGGUGCAAGUUUUUGAAAAUUCUGGCAUUUGUAUAAUGGCAGACACCCAGUACAACGCUCAAACCAGAGUGCAGGUUCUCUUGGAGUUCUUGCACGAUCGCGAGGCAGACCUCGAGGACCUUGCCGAAAUGAAAAGAGUCAAAUUGGAACAAUGCAUUCAGCUAAGUCAGUUCCAAAACGACGCCAACCAAGUCAUAAGUUGGAUAAGAAACGGGGAAAGUAUGUUAAUGGCCAGCUUCGCGAUACCAAACAGUCUAGCAGACGCAGAGCUUUUGAAGAAGGAACAUGAACAGUUUCAAGUGGCCAUCGAAAAGACUCACACAUCAGCAGUGCAAGUCAAGUACCGUGCUGAUGCUUUAAUUAAUGCCAAUCACUAUGAUCCUCAAAGCAUAAAGGACAUAUCUGAAGAGGUUACCAAGAGGUGGCAGCAGCUCGUCACAUGUGCCGAAGAAAGGCACAAACUUGUUACUGCAAGCUUGAAUUUUUACAAAACUGCAGAGCAAGUAAGUUNUAGGAUAUGCAGGGCCGCAACAAGGGGGGGGGGGCCAUAG
Molecule: messenger RNA, 1284 nt
Organism: Agrilus planipennis (emerald ash borer)
Lineage: Eukaryota; Metazoa; Arthropoda; Insecta; Coleoptera; Buprestidae
Product: triple functional domain protein-like
Exons: 4
Coding region: 16-1284 (422 amino acids)
Cellular component (GO): cytoplasm
Molecular function (GO): protein binding; guanyl-nucleotide exchange factor activity
Source: RefSeq, a predicted model, not a curated record